Messenger RNA from Setaria italica (foxtail millet), 2025 nucleotides. Its product is annotated as putrescine hydroxycinnamoyltransferase. The record is from RefSeq and is a predicted model, not a curated record. NCBI's taxonomy places the organism in Eukaryota, Viridiplantae, Streptophyta, Magnoliopsida, Poales, Poaceae. Bases 220 to 1551 code for a protein of 443 amino acids. The transcript has a single exon. Gene Ontology annotation, molecular function: acyltransferase activity, transferring groups other than amino-acyl groups.
CUGGGCGAGCAGCAGAACAAAUCUGCAGUUGCAACUUGCAAGCAGACAACAAAAGCCCUGCACGCUCUAGUUCCUUACUCUACCGUCUAGUCCUAGAUAUCACGCAAGCCUAGCAGAUUUUCACUUCAAUCACUCCUCGAUUAUCGGAGGUGAGUGAGCGAGCACGUGAACAAACAAACGUUACCGGUAGUGGUCGAUCGAUCGAUCUCGCGAUACGGCAUGGAGGUGAAGGUGCUGAGCUCCAAGCUCGUGCGGCCGUCCUACCCGGCGGGCGCGCCGCGGCCGGACACCACGGAGCACGUGCCGUCGUCGGUGUUCGACAAGGCCACGUACCACAUCCAGAUGGCCAUCAUCUACGCCUUCUCGCCGCCGGGGCCCUCCACGGCCGACAUCGAGCGCGGCCUAGCCGCGGUGCUGGGCGCGUACCGCCUCUUCGCGGGACAGGUCCGCGCGGGCCCCGACGGCGCCCCCGGCGUGCUGCUCAACGACCACGGCGCGCGGUUCGUGGAGGCGUCCGUGGACGCGCACCUUGCCGACAUCGCGCCCACCAAGCCGUCCCCGGCCGUGCUGCGGCUGCACCCGGACCUGGAGGGCGAGAUCUCCGAGGUGGUUCAGGUGCAGCUCACCCGGUUCGCGUGCGGCUCCCUCGCCGUGGGCUUCACCGCCAACCACGCCGUCGCGGACGGCCACGCCACCAGCGACUUCCUCGUCGCCUGGGGACGCGCCGCGCGGGGGCUCCCCAUCGGCCACCCGCCGCCGGUGCACCACCCGGACCUCUUCCCGCCGCGGGACCCGCCGCGCGUCGAGUUCGAGCACCGCGGCGUCGAGUACUACCGCCCCGCGUCGACGACGGCGCCGGCGUCGGGACACGGCCACGGCCACGGCGAGGCGGCCCAGCAGCACAGCAGCAUCGUGAUCCACAAGGCGCACUUCACCAAGGACUUCGUGGCGGGGCUCCGCGCCAAGGCGUCGGAGGGCCGGGGCCGGCCCUUCAGUCGGUUCGAGACCAUCCUCGCCCACGUGUGGCGCACCAUGACGCGGGCGCGGGGGCUCGGUAACCCGCUGCAGACCUCGACCAUCCGCAUCUCCGUCGACGGGCGGCCGCGCCUCGCCGCGCCGCCGGGGUACUUCGGGAACCUGGUCCUGUGGGCGUUCCCGCGCGCCACGGUGGGGGACCUCCUGAACCGGCCGCUGCGGCACGCGGCGCAGGCGAUCCACGACGCGGUGGCGCGGGUGGACGGCGCCUACUUCCGGUCGUUCGUGGACUUCGCGAGCUCGGGAGCCGUGGAGAAGGAAGGGCUGGAGGCGACGGCAGUGCUCAAGGACGUGCUGUGCCCGGACCUGGAGGUGGACAGCUGGCUGACGUUCCCGUUCUACGACCUGGACUUCGGCGGCGGGUGCCCGAGCUACUUCAUGCCUUCCUACUUCCCCACGGAGGGGAUGCUGUUCCUCGUGCCGUCCUACCUGGGCGACGGCAGCGUCGACGCCUUCGUGCCCGUGUUCGAGCACAACCUCGAGGCCUUCAAGCAGUGCGCCUACUCCAUGGAGUAGUAGCUGCUUCCAUUCCAUCAUCUAGUGCAUGCCGCCGGCCGAGCACUAGAUUGGAGCUGCCUCAUUAUACUGCUUUUGCAUGCGUGCAUGCAGGCGUUGCUUAUUCUCACCGUACACCGUAUUUCCAUAUGUAUGCACUGAUGCACCCGUAUUUCCAUUAUUCCCAUACUACGUGCCAUACUACGUGCAUGCAUAUGCACGUGCAGAGUUAUAGUGCUGCUAGCUAGAAGUUAGUAGUUGUGGGUGGCUUUAUUUUCCUGGGAUUUGUAAAACCUAAUUUAUCUUCUUUUUUUGGUCUUGUACGAAGUCUGCACUGAUCUAUACUCUUGAACCUUUUGAGAACAGCUACCAGGAGAGUAUAUAUGAUUUUCCUGGUGUUGUUGGUUCUAGGUAUGACAGUAUAUAUGAUACCAGGGUGCGCGAUAAGGUAUGACAGAUUCCUGUCAGCCUUCUAAUUUUGUGCCCAUUAAUUCC